UGCUAGUCUGAUCGCCGAUCGUCUGGCAAAAACAGGACCUUAAGGAAGCAAGAAUAUCGACACACACAACCCCUCUCGCCUAACUUAACACUGACAAAAUGAAAGCAAUAAGCCCCGUGCGGUCCUUCCGGAAAAACAACGCGAAUAUAUCAGAGCACUCCUUGGGAAUCUCUCGGAGCAAGACCCCGGUGGAUGACCCGCUCAGCCUGCUGUACAACAUGAACGACUGCUACUCCAAGCUGAAGGAGCUGGUGCCCAGCAUCCCCCAGAACAAGAACGUCAGCAAGAUGGAAAUCCUGCAGCAUGUAAUCGACUACAUCCUGGACCUGCAGAUUGCGCUGGACUCCAGUGUCGCACUCACCAGCCUGCAUCACCCUGCGCGGCCGGGGCAGACUCCAUCCAGGACCCCUCUGACCACCCUCAACACAGAUAUCAGCAUCUUGUCAUUACAGUCCCCGGAGUUGCCAUCAGAGCUGAUGACAGAUGACAGCCGGACUCUGCAUCGCUAAAGCGGUGUUUGGUCAAGACGCAAAAGAAACACACACACACACACACACACACACACACACAGGACCUGGGGAGCAGAACUUUCCCCCCUACCCACCACACCACCCCCACCCGUCCAACCUCUGUCCUCCAGGCCUGGGAUUUUUUUUUCUUCCUUUAAAAAAAAAAAUGCUGAAAUCAAGAGACUUUUGCUUAUUAUGGGACAAUCUAAUGUGAUGUGUUUUCUGUAUGGACACUUCAUUAUUAUUUAACUUAAGACUUUUUUAAUUUGUAUUCGUGGUUCCUUUCUGGAAAUGGAAGGCGCGCUAUAUCCCCGACAGAGGGAGGAAAAACGAGAUUAUUGUCACAAGGAUUAUUUCCCCCUCGCAGCUCUGUCUCUCUCCUUGUUGAAGUCUUCGCUUUUUUUGCGGAGGUGCGAACGUGAAAUAGAAAAGACAACUUGGUUAGUUACUGUACAAAGUUUUGUCUCGUCUUGUCAGAAUUGUUGGCACAUGAAGGACUGGACAUUGUUCAAAAGUAAAAAUGAAAGAAUGAAAACCUUGUGAACUCCCAUCGAGAGUUUAUCUUGUAUAGUUGCAGGAAUUUGAAACUUCUGCAAAAGUGUAAUGUUGUACUUAAUUAUGCUGAAACUUUUUAUAAAAGUAAUGUAAAUUGUACCUUUUUUAUACAAAAUAAAUCAAAAACGCAA
Pseudoliparis swirei is the source of this 1195-nucleotide messenger RNA. It is a transcript of the gene id2a, whose product is annotated as inhibitor of DNA binding 2a. Gene Ontology annotation, cellular component: nucleus; cytoplasm. The transcript is spliced from 3 exons. The record is from RefSeq and is a predicted model, not a curated record. Gene Ontology annotation, biological process: circadian regulation of gene expression; negative regulation of transcription by RNA polymerase II; cell differentiation. Lineage: Eukaryota; Metazoa; Chordata; Actinopteri; Perciformes; Liparidae. Gene Ontology annotation, molecular function: protein dimerization activity; transcription regulator activity. The coding region runs from base 99 to 509 and encodes 136 amino acids.